Molecule: messenger RNA, 1009 nt
Organism: Musa acuminata subsp. malaccensis (wild Malaysian banana)
Lineage: Eukaryota; Viridiplantae; Streptophyta; Magnoliopsida; Zingiberales; Musaceae
Biological process (GO): vesicle-mediated transport; intracellular protein transport
Cellular component (GO): cytoplasm
Molecular function (GO): GTPase activity; GTP binding
Source: RefSeq, a predicted model, not a curated record
AAUAAAAAUAACGAAGAAAAAAGAAAACUUGGGUUCCAACAGCUUCUUCUUCCUCGCCAUUCCAUUCCCGAUCGAGCCGUUCAGGCUUCUCAGCUACAAAACCUUGGAGAGAGAGAGAGAGAGAGAGAGAGAGAAACGAUCCUGUGACAUGGGACAAGCCUUCCGUAAGCUCUUCGACCGAUUCUUCAGCCCCGUGGAAAUGAGGGUUGUGAUGUUAGGAUUGGAUGCAGCUGGUAAGACGACUAUCCUGUACAAAUUGCACAUUGGAGAAGUUUUAUCAACAGUUCCAACUAUCGGUUUCAAUGUAGAGAAGGUUCAGUACAAAAAUGUGGUAUUUACAGUUUGGGAUGUUGGUGGACAAGAAAAAUUAAGACCCUUAUGGAGGCAUUACUUCAGCAAUACUGAUGCACUGAUCUAUGUUGUGGAUUCCCUAGACAGAGAAAGGAUUGGAAAGGCCAAAGAAGAAUUUCAGGCUAUUAUCAGGGAUCCUUUCAUGCUGAGUAGUGUCAUAUUGGUAUUUGCCAAUAAACAGGACUUGAAAGGGGCAAUGACUCCAGUGGAGGUAUCUGAAGGGCUGGGUCUAUAUGAUCUGAGAAACCGAACUUGGCAUGUCCAGGAGACCUGUGCUCUUUCUGGCGAUGGACUCUACGAGGGACUGGAUUGGCUGGUCACGGCUUUGAAGGAGCUGCAAGUCUCUGGACGACAUAUUACUUGAAUCGCCAGCUCCAAGUUGUGUCGACAAACUUGAUACUGAAGAAUAAACUGUAUGGUUUCUUGUUUCUUCAGUAUCUUUGGUUUUGUAAUUAUAGGUGAUGUUCUCUUGACUAGUAUUCUGACAAAUGAGUAAUCCGGACUCAUUGUCAAUACAUAAUGACUGUCUGUUCUACUGAUUUAUUCUGACUCGUAGAUGACUUGAUUUUGUUCAGAAAAAAAGGGUAGGUGUCUGUGCAAAGGGCAAAAGAAAACAAUACAUCCAGAAAAAACAACCCUUGAGCUGUGCAUUUUUUUU